ACGAGAGCGUAAUUAGGUGGUCCGUUGCGUGAGGUGUGCCGCAAUAACGCCGCAGCUUCCAGUAAACGCCGUGUUGAGACGCUGCAUGACACUGUCACGGACGAGUUAAUUUUACUGUGUAAAUAUUUUGUUUUGAUUCGGUCGGAGCGCUGUUGCUCGUGGCACAUGGGAUUUCACCAUUACGCAGUCCUUCUGCUCUAACACAGAAAUGACCCAUGCAUGCCUCGGCGAAUUCCCCACAAACCGCUCUUUGCUCGGACUUGCUUCCUGAAUAUUCAGUCCAAAUAUCCAUGGCGUACCGCGAUUCUUUUUCAUAUUGUGACGGUGCUCAAUCUGGCAGCAACAGUUUAUAAAAUAUUUAUCCUGAAUCUAGUGCAUUUCACAGUAUUUAAACUGCAUGAUCGGCACAGCCGCGUAAUGCGAUGGAGAAGCGAAAAUACUGCUACUGCAGCAGAAUUUUUUUGAUUUUUAUGAUACUAGCUUCGUGCGUCAAUAGCCGGAGAGUCAUUCUGUUGUCCGUACAGUCGUGGACAUCACUGCCGUCCAGUCUGAACUAUGUCGGAGCACCGAUCGACCUGGCAGUGAUGACCGUCAACGAGAGGUAUAUGGAUGAUAAUAUGGUAUUUUCUGUCGUUGACUGGCAGCGCAACCAAUCGCGCACAUGUGGUGAUGUACAAAAUGAUGUGUUACCCUUUGUGACGGAAUACUACACCGCACAACGCUGGAAGCAGUCGGCUGACGAUGUUUUUGUUCUGCUUGCUACCGCAUGCAGCGAAGCGGUUGGGUAUCUUGCAGACCUUGCUAGAGAGUGGAAUAUCUUGGUUAUGACAGCGGGUGGUACCGACGCCGCACUCGAGAACAAACGUCGCUUCCCGACCCUCUUGCGUCUAGCUCCGUUCCAGCAGCAAGACCUGACGGACGUUGUUAUGAGCUUGCUGCAGCAGUACAAUUGGACCAAUCUGGCGCUGAUCUGCGAUGAUAGUGCUACCGAGUUCAAUACCUUCUUCUUAAUCUGUCGGGCACUGCCAGAUGUUAUCAAGAAGCGGCAUUCCGUUGUCCUUACACAUUUGCACUACGAUUUUAAAGCCAAUCCGGAUUACGAGAGAUAUCUGACGGAAGCGGCAACAUACAGCCGAGUGCUUUUAAUCAGCACACAUGGCUCCCGUCUACGCAAUAUCCUGGUAGUGGCCUCAAAAAUGGGAAUGGCUAACGGAGAGCGUUUAUUGGUAUCCUUCCCUUCGCAUCCCCGUUUAUUGGAAAGCUAA
Molecule: messenger RNA, 1265 nt
Organism: Paramacrobiotus metropolitanus
Lineage: Eukaryota; Metazoa; Tardigrada; Eutardigrada; Parachela; Macrobiotidae
Product: guanylate cyclase 2G-like
Exons: 7
Coding region: 423-1265 (280 amino acids)
Molecular function (GO): peptide hormone binding; signaling receptor activity
Source: RefSeq, a predicted model, not a curated record